Messenger RNA from Chionomys nivalis (European snow vole), 4913 nucleotides. RefSeq names its product NFKB activating protein like (gene Nkapl). The transcript has a single exon. Lineage: Eukaryota; Metazoa; Chordata; Mammalia; Rodentia; Cricetidae. The coding region runs from base 1 to 1185 and encodes 394 amino acids. Gene Ontology annotation, cellular component: nucleus. The record is from RefSeq and is a predicted model, not a curated record. Gene Ontology annotation, biological process: regulation of gene expression. Gene Ontology annotation, molecular function: chromatin binding.
AUGUCGUCCGUGUCCCGAUCCCGCCCUAAUGAGGACACUCUGGGCUCUGAGAAACGACGGCGUGCCUCGGACAGCCCACCGUCGGUGUUACAGACUCGACGAUCCCCUCGGGGAGGCGGUUUCGGUCUUCAGCUCAGCGGGUCCGAAGGGCUCUGGCCUCCGCGGGGUCCAGAGAGACCCGGCCCCAGGUCUGGGGAGCGGCCGCCACCGCCAGGGAUCCGCACGUUUGCCGCCUCUUGGUCCACCUCUUCCGUCUCUGGCGGCUACCGCUACCACCACUAUGCGGGAGAGCGUUUGUGGGCCGAGGACCAGGAGAAGGAAAAGGAGGAGAGCUAUCGGCAAAGGAGGCUGAAGGAAAGAGAGAAGAUAGGAGAGCUGGGCGCGCCCGAGGUGUGGGGACUGUCACCCAAGUUUCCUGAGCCAGAUUCGGAUGAACACACACCAGCUGAAGAGGAGGUGAAGAACCCGAAGAGCAGCGGUUCAGACGUGGCCAGUGAAGAAAAAAGCACGAAGACCGGUCAUUCAACAAAGAGAAAAAAGAAGAAAAAGCCCUCCAAAAGGAAACGUAGAAAGUAUUGUGACAGUGACAGCAAUUCAGACUCUGAUGUUCAGUCUAGCUCUGGGGGCGAUAAAAGGAAAGUGAAAGCCAGGAAGAAAGAGAAGAAAAAGAAACACCGGGCAAAACAACUCAAGAAGAAAAGGAGGACUAGGAAAGAAUCCAGCGAGAUACGCUGCGAAGCUUUAGAAAGGGAAUUGCCAGAAGAUGCGUGGAUGGAACAGUCAGUGAGUGCAGAUGCCCUGGAUUUAAUAGGCCCCAAAGCACCGGUAAUACAUACCUCUCAGGAUGAGAGACCUUUGAAUUAUGGCCACGCCCUGCUUCCAGGUGAAGGCGCAGCCAUGGCUGAAUAUGUAAAAGCUGGAAAGCGUAUCCCACGAAGGGGUGAAAUUGGGUUGACGAGUGAAGAGAUCGCCUCCUUUGAGGGUUCGGGUUACGUCAUGAGUGGUAGCCGACAUCGCCGGAUGGAGGCUGUAAGGCUUCGGAAAGAGAACCAGAUUUACAGUGCUGAUGAAAAAAGAGCCCUUGCAUCCUUUAACCAGGAAGAGAGGCGGAAGAGAGAGAGUAAGAUCCUAGCCAGUUUUCGAGAAAUGGUAUACAGAAAGACGAAAGGGAAAGAUGACAAGUGAAAACUUGCUUGUUGCUCUGCGGGACUUUUAAACAACAAAGGUUUUGUAUGGCGAAAAUAAUAGUAAAUGCUUCUACGGUUCCCCAGUGAUACUGCGCUCACUAUGCUUCUAAGUACCCUAGGGAAACACUUUUUGAGACUUCACUAGAAAGUUUUACAAACAUUUCAGGGAAUGAGUGAAAAGGUGAAUGUCACUCCAGUCCCACCCCCCUCUCCACAAGCAAAUUGUCUUCCAUAUUCUUUUGUGGUUUUGUGCAUAUGCAAGGUAUUUUGCAGAACAAAAGUUAGUACUACUAAACGGAAGAGUGCCCCACCCCAUCUGUUAUUGUGAUUCCCCCAGGAGUAUACCUUUUGGAGUCAUUUGCCCCGGAAAGACAAAAAGAACUUGAGAGCUAUACCCGAGAAAAUAACCAUUUGGACCUAUCUGGAUUCAGUGGACUGUGUUCUGCUGGCUGUAGUUACCAGACUUGGUGAAAAGAAACUGAGUUUUGUAACAGAAAAGCCUAGGACCUAUGUUUCCAGCAUAAUGUUAAUAGAAUUUGGGCUUUUUCUCUUUUUCCUUGACUCGUUUUCUAGAGUGGUUUCCCUUACAGAAAGAAAGAACUGCCAAAUCUCUUGAAAGAAUAUUUCCUUUUGAAGUGUUUGGUUGUUUUCUUACUUUAAUUCAAUGCUGUUUCUUCAUAAUAAGAAAGUAGCACCAUCAGCUGUUUGUGCAUUGUAAAAUUAGGAGAGUCUUGCUCUUUCUCUGACCCUGUGCCAGUUUUCCUCUGAUCCCUCUUAUUGCCAAAGGGAAGAUCAUGGGUUUGGCCAAAAUGGGAUGCAUAUAACCAAAUUACAAUGGUAUUUAAGGCUAAUGAUAACAAUAUUCUGGUAAUUUGUUAAUAUGUACUCUUGCUUAAAUUAUUGAUAUGAUAGAACCUUUAUAACCACUUUUUGAAAGAUGAGUUCAUAAAUUUUGAACAUCAGAGCCUAGUUUAGUCUGAAAGUAGAUAUAUAGAUCUACUUCAUAUAUAUUGUGUUUACCUGCAGUCAUUAAGAAGCUGAGGUAUUUUCUCCCAGAAGCAGUACUUGAGAGUAGUUUCUUCUCCAUGUAUGUUACUACAUUACUGAAAGUUUUAUCCACUAUUAAUUUAAGACAAUCUUAUUGGAGUAAGUUGUUUCACAGUAGUUUGUUUACGAUGUCAUAUUUAUUUCUAGACUUUUGUGUAUCUCUCAUGUUUCUUUACUGAGUUCUUCCAGUGAAGUAUUUAGAAUCAUCUUUAUGUGUAGCAUAUUUUUAUUUUUUUUUUAUUUUUUAACUUUUUUUGUAGCUUGAAGGGUUAUAUUUCUUUUUUUAUUUUUUUAUUCUUUUUUAAUUAGUAUUUCCAUAUUUUAAUUUUUUAUUGAAAAAAUUUCCGCCUCCUCCCCGCCUCCCAUUUCCCUCCCCCUCCUUCCACUCCUCUCCCCCUUCCCCCACUUUUCUCCCCCUCCCCCCCACUCCAUUCCCCCUCCCUCUCCAGUCUGAAGAGUAGUCCGGAUUCCCUGCCCUGUGGGAAGUCCAAGGUCCUCCCCCCUCCAUCCAGGUCCAGGAAGGUGAGCAUCCAAACUGCCUAGGCUCCCACAAAACCAGUUCAUGCAGUAGGAUCAAAACCCAGUGCCAUUGUCCUUGGCUUCUCAUCAGCUCUCAUUGUCCGCCAUGUUCAGAGAGUCCGGUUUUGUGAAGCAUUUUAAACAAGAUCUGCUGAGAUGCUCUUGGUUUUCUGCAAGUUCUUCAUUAACUACACAGUUACCUCUCAUGAUAGAUGAGAGAAGAGCUCACAUUUUCCAAAGCACCAAAUCCAUCUUUUCAAUCAUGUUCCAACUUCAGGUAGACUGUAGUAAACACCUCCCAGAAAUUGCUCUGCAAAAUUACCUUUUCAGACUGUUUUAAUACCACUUUUCCCCCAUUUGUUUCAUCACAGUGAGGAAAGUGUGGGUCCUGUGUAUAGUUUCUCAAGAGCACCUGCCCUCAGCUACCAGUACCCAGGGAUCACACCAUAGCCUCUGUAGUCCAUUCUUCUCCCCACAGGGCCACACUAGUAGGGUUUCCAAGGUCACUUCCAGGAAAGAAUAUUUCUGACGUGGUAUUCUUAACAAGAUUUGCCUUAGUUGAUUGGCAUAGUUUACAUAUCUGCUUGGAAUAAGUGCUGUUGCCUGAUGAACAGAAUAGCUUACUCUGGGGCACCGCACUAUGAUUAAUAGGGAGGCCACAUAAGGAGGACGUGGUUAUCUGAAAAUACCAUGUUGGGCAGGGAAGAUAGACAAUCAACAAAUGCCUGCUGCAGUUUUGAAUUUUAAAAUGUGUGUGUUCAUAACAAGUGCUGGUAGUUUACAAAGAAAAGCUUGAUUUUAUUGGCCAACUCCUGAUUGAAAAGGACACAGGGUUUAUCCAUAAAUAAAUAUAGAAAGGCUUAAGAUUCAGGGUGCUGAAGUCUUCCAAAGAAUAGAUUAGGACCACCUAGAAAGAAAGAACAUUUGUGGAGAUACAGGGGAUAAGACUGUGCAAAGCAUAUGACGAGGUCUUUUGUUUCUAAGGAAGACCUCAGAGUGAGCUGCGAUUAUGAUCUACAGCCAGGCAUUUGUUGUCCAUAGGGACAUUGAUAUGUACUGACACCGAUAUUGUAGCACUACCCAAACUAACUCACCUCAUUUCCAAAGCUUCCUUUACAAGGCUCAAAACGUUAGUAAGCCCUAUAGAGUUGACAACAUGGAGUGGGUUCCAGAAUCUGGAAGGGCAGUAUGGUAUGGAAGGAUACCUUCAUUCAGAGCUGUAACUUGUUUCAGGUCACACCAAAGGAAGUUGAAGGAAGUUGGUGAAAGCUGUGCUUGUACAGCUGCACAUUCUAUCUAUGGAAACUACGCCUCACUAUAUACAGGAAGGACCACUUCUUUCACUUAACGGUACAUCUUAUGUUUUGUAUCAAUACAUAGAAAUCUAAUUUUCAAAUGAUUUUAUAAUUUCCAUCAAAUGUGUUUCUGGACACGUGGAACUCUUCUGGCUUAAAGUCAAUAGAAAUGAACUCAACCCAACAAGACAGGUUGGGCCCUGGCCUGUGUCUGAGGAGAGCAGUGGUGCAAAGACAGCAGGCUGGGGACCCAGGCAAGGGCAAGGACUGGGGAGGCUUUCAGAAGUGGGUUAUGGUCACUCCUUUGUAUCGGCUGUGAGCACCAGCAUUGAAAGGUAUUUUCUCUGCACAAAUAUUUCUUGUGUAAAGAGGAAAAUAGUGCUUUGUGUGUUGUAAGUACUGUAGAGAAGUCUGUAAGUUAGCCUUAGCCACUAACACCUUAGAAUUUAUGAUCAACAGGGGUCAAACUUGAAAAUGUUUAAUUACAAAUUGCAUCACACUAUAAAAAAUAUAAGGCUAGAAAUCUAAGAAAUUGGACUUUCUGAGACAGUUAUUAGUGAAAAACUAAAUGUCACAUUUAAUCUUCAUGCUUUCAAAUUUUAGUAGAUACUAUAAUGAUGCUUUCUAGGAAGAUUGACAGGCCAACAUCACCGCCAGCGUUGUACUUUUUCAACAAGCUUUCUGUCUUUGUUUUUCUGGUCAGUGAAAGUGGAUUUUCACUGUUAAUUUUAUUUUCCCUUGUCAAGACUAAAGCAAAGCUUCUUUUUCAGUAUUUCUUAUUUUGUAGUCCUUGUAAUAUAAAAUGUUCACUCUAGUGUUUGGUGGUUUUAUUUGGGGAAUGUUGGUCUUCUUAUUCAUCAUAAAA